Messenger RNA from Histoplasma mississippiense, 1557 nucleotides. Its product is annotated as alpha,alpha-trehalose-phosphate synthase 1. The transcript has 5 exons. Gene Ontology annotation, biological process: cellular response to heat; trehalose biosynthetic process. Gene Ontology annotation, cellular component: cytosol; alpha,alpha-trehalose-phosphate synthase complex (UDP-forming). The record is from RefSeq and is a predicted model, not a curated record. Bases 1 to 1557 code for a protein of 518 amino acids. Gene Ontology annotation, molecular function: alpha,alpha-trehalose-phosphate synthase (UDP-forming) activity. NCBI's taxonomy places the organism in Eukaryota, Fungi, Ascomycota, Eurotiomycetes, Onygenales, Ajellomycetaceae.
AUGCCAUCUCUGGAGAGCCCCCUCAAGGAGGGUGCAAGGCUGCUCCUGGUCUCCAAUCGCUUACCCAUCACAAUCAAACGAUCCGACGAUGGCAAGUAUGAGUUUUCGAUGUCGUCGGGCGGUCUUGUCAGUGGGCUGAGUGGGUUAUCGAAAUCAACGACGUUCCAAUGGUACGGAUGGCCUGGUUUAGAAGUGCCGGAGGAUGAAAUCCAUUUGGUGAAAAAAAGAUUGUCCGAUGAGUACGAUGCAGUUCCUGUGCUUAUCGAUGAUGAAUUGGCGGAUAGACAUUAUAACGGAUUUUCAAAUUCUAUACUCUGGCCACUUUUCCACUACCAUCCGGGGGAAAUAACUUUUGACGAGUCCGCGUGGUACGCGUAUCGAGAUGCAAACCGUCUUUUCGCUAAGGCUAUCGCGAAUGAUGUGAAGGAUGGCGACCUUGUAUGGGUCCACGACUACCAUUUAAUGCUGCUGCCGGCAAUGCUACGCGAAGAAAUCGGAACGUCAAAAAAGAAUGUGAAGAUCGGAUUUUUCCUGCACACACCAUUCCCCAGCAGUGAGAUAUAUCGAAUCUUGCCCGUCCGGAACGAACUGCUACUAGGAGUAUUGCUCUGUGAUUUGAUUGGAUUCCAUACUUAUGACUAUGCACGACACUUCUUAAGUAGUUGUUCGAGAAUACUUGGCUUAUCGACCACUCCAAACGGUGUAGAAUUUCAAGGCAAAAUCAUCUCAGUGGGCGCGUUCCCUAUCGGUAUUGAUCCGGAGAAAUUUACAGAAGGUCUUAAAAAGGAGAAGGUGCAGAAACGGAUAACUGCUCUCGAGCAAAAAUUCCAAGGGGUCAAGUUGAUGGUCGGGGUGGAUAGGCUAGACUACAUAAAGGGUGUUCCGCAAAAAUUACAUGCGCUUGAAGUCUUCCUAACAGAUCACCCCGAGUGGAUUGGCAAAGUGGUGCUGGUACAGGUUGCUGUUCCCAGCAGACAAGACGUGGAGGAAUACCAGAACUUGAGAGCUGUUGUUAAUGAGCUUGUUGGGAGAAUCAAUGGUAAAUUUGGCACCGUGGAAUUCAUGCCAAUACAUUUCCUGCACAAAUCAGUUAACUUCGACGAACUAAUUGCACUCUACGCCGUUUCGGACGUCUGUGUGGUCUCCUCAACCAGGGAUGGUAUGAAUCUUGUUUCUUACGAAUACAUAGCAACCCAGAAGAAACGCCACGGAUGCCUAGUUUUAUCAGAAUUUGCCGGCGCGGCGCAGAGUCUCAAUGGCAGCAUCAUUGUCAACCCAUGGAAUACGGAGGAGCUCGCCAACGCUUUCCAGGAGGCCGUAACGAUGAGUGAUGAACAGAGGACCUUAAAUUUUUCCAAACUUGAUAAAUAUGUUUCGAAAUACACAAGUGCUUUCUGGGGCCAAUCUUUCGUCUCUGAGCUUACGAGAAUUUCAGAACACGGAGAGAAAAAGCUCCGGCUAAGGAGAUCUUCAAAGGUGCCCGAGGAGAUGGCUAAAGACGCGGUUGUGCCUUCCAUUCCCGUGGAUGAUACUACAAAAAAUGAAAAUAAAAAAUGA